This is a messenger RNA of Diospyros lotus (date-plum), 2100 nucleotides long. Its product is annotated as amidophosphoribosyltransferase, chloroplastic-like. The record is from RefSeq and is a predicted model, not a curated record. Gene Ontology annotation, cellular component: cytoplasm. NCBI's taxonomy places the organism in Eukaryota, Viridiplantae, Streptophyta, Magnoliopsida, Ericales, Ebenaceae. Gene Ontology annotation, molecular function: amidophosphoribosyltransferase activity. The transcript has a single exon. Gene Ontology annotation, biological process: purine nucleotide biosynthetic process; purine nucleobase biosynthetic process. Bases 78 to 1832 code for a protein of 584 amino acids.
CCCAAACUUGGCUAUUCAUAGUCCACCAAAGUUCCAGCCUUUCUCCCUCUUUCUCUCUCUCUGCCCUCUCCUCCACCAUGGUCGCCACCGCCACCAACGCCAACGCUGCCGCAGCCUCCGGCCUCUCGCCGCCGCUCGGCAAACCCUAUUGCCUCUCCAACAACCCAUCUUCCAAAGCCUCUUCCCUCUUUCCCAAAACACUCCUAAAACCCGUUGUCCACCCCUACAAAUCGGCCUUCACCGCCGCCUCCGCCUCCAGAAACCCUAUCUCAGACGUUAUCAAACACGAUCCACAUGGUUAUCUGUCGAUCACUGACCCGGACGACGAUAAGCCCCGCGAAGAGUGCGGCGUCGUCGGCAUCUACGGCGACCCGGAGGCGUCGCGGCUCUGCUACCUGGCCCUCCAUGCGCUCCAGCACCGCGGCCAGGAAGGCGCCGGAAUUGUCACCGUCCACAACAACAUCCUCCAGUCGAUCACCGGCGUCGGCCUCGUCUCCGACGUCUUCAACGAGUCGAAGCUCGACCAGCUCCCCGGCGACAUGGCCAUCGGCCACGUGCGCUACUCCACUGCGGGCGCCUCCAUGCUCAAGAACGUCCAGCCGUUCGUCGCCGGCUACCGAUUCGGGUCGGUCGGCGUUGCCCACAACGGCAAUCUGGUCAAUUACCAGACCCUCCGCGCCAUGCUCGAAGACAACGGCUCAAUCUUCAACACGAGCUCCGAUACAGAGGUAGUCCUCCACCUUAUCGCCAUCUCUAAACAAAGACCCUUUUUCUUGCGAAUCGUCGAGGCCUGUGAAAAACUAGAAGGCGCCUAUUCAAUGGUGUUUAUUACAGAAGACAAAUUGGUGGCUGUUCGAGACCCUUUUGGGUUUCGGCCGUUGGUGAUGGGUAGGAGAAGCAACGGGGCUGUAGUCUUCGCUUCUGAAACUUGUGCCCUAGACCUGAUAGAAGCGACAUAUGAGAGAGAGGUUUAUCCCGGCGAAGUGUUGUUGGUGGACAAAGAUGGGGUUCAAUCCCUCUGCCUAAUGCCUCAUCGUGAGCCCAAAGCUUGUAUCUUUGAGCACAUAUACUUCGCCCUGCCCAACUCAGUGGUCUUCGGGAGGUCAGUGUAUGAAUCACGGCGGGCUUUCGGGGAAAUACUAGCGACCGAGGCCCCGGUGGACUGUGAUGUGGUGAUUGCGGUGCCUGAUUCCGGGGUUGUGGCUGCGCUUGGCUAUGCUGCCAAGGCCGGGGUGCCCUUUCAGCAGGGGCUGAUAAGGUCACACUAUGUGGGGAGGACCUUCAUUGAGCCAUCACAGAAGAUUAGGGACUUUGGGGUGAAGCUGAAGCUGUCCCCUGUUCGGGCCGUGUUGGAAGGGAAGAGGGUUGUGGUUGUGGAUGACUCCAUUGUUAGGGGAACCACCUCUUCCAAGAUUGUUAGGUUGUUGAAGGAGGCAGGGGCCAAGGAAGUUCACAUGAGGAUUGCAAGCCCCCCGAUGAUCGGCUCCUGUUACUAUGGAGUCGACACUCCUAGCUCGGAGGAGCUGAUUUCGAAUAGGAUGGGCGUGGAGGAGAUUAGGGAGUUCAUUGGGUCUGAUUCGCUCGCUUUUCUGCCAUUCGAGAGCUUGAAGAAGCUCUUGGGCCAUGAUUCUCCCAACUUCUGUUAUGCUUGCUUUUCAGGCAAGUAUCCAGUUGAGCCAAAGGGUAAAGUGAAGCGAGUUGGCGAUUUCGUUGAUGACGGAUUGAAUGGAAGUAUAGAAUCGAUCGAUGGGGGUUGGCUUCAGGGGAUUAGAAUUGAGGAGGGCAAGAGAGGUUCGAAGCAGGAACUGGAGGAGGAGAGAGUUUCACAGUAGUUUAUCACCUUCAUAUACCGACUGAGUUUAGUUUAUUGCUCGGAUUGCUUUAGUUUGGAGUUUUUAUAACAUUAGGUCGUCUUUCUUUCUUUCUUUCUUGACGCUGGCAAAGUUAGAGAAGGGAGGGAUCUUCAAUGUGUUUGCUUUGUGUCACUUGGAUUGAUGAUCUUCACAAUCCUUUAUGCAAUGUCUCUUACACAAAACUUGAAUGUCAAAGCUGGUCUCUUGUACUACAUUUUUGUCUAGUCGAUCUUACCUCUUGCAUAAA